AUGGCUCCGCCUGAGCGAGCAGGACGCGGGGCCCGGGACCCUCGCGGGCCGAGCCGGCACUCCGCGGGGAGCCUGGCUGCCCGCACCCGCCGGGGACCCCGGGAGCCCGAUCCCCCUCCUCCCGCCGGCCCGGCCGGAGCCCAGCGCCCGCGGGCGGAUCCCGCACGCCCGGCCCGGCCCGGCCCGCUCCCCUCCCAGCGCGGCGGCCUAGCGCCGGCUCGGAGCUGGCCCGUCCCGGCGGCCCCACAAUGGGGCGGCCUCCCCGGCUCGGCCCCGCGGCCUCGGCGCAGCACGGCCGGGGCCUGGCUCCGGCCGCUCCCGCUCGCUCACCCGCUCGGAGCAGCCGCGGCGCGGGGCCCGGCCCAUGCGGCUCAGCAGUGGCGGCGGCCAGAGGCCGCAGGCGGCGGCCGCGGGGAAGCAGCACAAGGCGGGCGGCCCGGGACCCCCAUGGCCGCAGCCGCUCGGUCUGGCGGCGACACGGAGAGCAGCGAGCCCCGCACGGCUCAGCCUGCGCCGCGGCUCCAGCCCAGCCGCUGCCGGGAGAGACCGGCUCCGCCGCGCCCCCCGCGCCUCCACCCGGUACUGCGGGCGCCGCGCCGGGAGAGCCCGAGCCAGGAGGCGCAGGAGAGCCCCGGCUCCGGGGGCGGGCUCCGCCGUGCUCAGGAGAGGAGAGAGCCAAACCUGGAGCCUCCAGAGCUGCUGUCCGUGCCCUCCGUGCAGGCCGGGCUGCACGCCUCCCUCCCCUUUCCCACUGCAGGGAACGAAGCCGUUUCCAAAUUUGGCAGCAGUGCUCUGCAGAAGCCAGCUCAGUUUCCCGGGUCAUUUUAA
Malaclemys terrapin pileata is the source of this 828-nucleotide messenger RNA. Its product is annotated as translation initiation factor IF-2-like. Lineage: Eukaryota; Metazoa; Chordata; Testudines; Emydidae. The record is from RefSeq and is a predicted model, not a curated record. The transcript has a single exon. Bases 1 to 828 code for a protein of 275 amino acids.